UCUCAAUAUCUCCAUUAUUUUCAUUCCUAAACUCCGAUGGUGAUGGAGUCGGAGGCCAAGAUCGGCAUGACCGAUUGGGGUUCGCAAACGAACUGGACUAUUGCUUCUGGUUCUCUCAAAGAUUGUAUCACCUUCGAAUCCUCACUGUCUCUGGCCAAUGAAGUUGGCGAUGAAGUAGGAGCGACCACUGUGGAUUCGACACCUAAAUCCUCUCUUAUCCUCUAUCCUGCUUCAGCUGAUUCUGGCCCUUGCGAGAUCAAGAUUAGCUUUGCACAAAAGCAUGAGGUCUUACAAGUUUAUGUUCGAAGUACAGCCAGAGUGUAUGAAAUUUACUGUGAACCUGAUGUGCAGAGUAGUAAUGAGUAUCUCUGUACUGUUCGCUGUGGCAUUGCUGCUAGAGAUGGAGAGGUUCUUCAUGCAUUAAAUGUUGAAGAAGUUGUUUCUUCACAUAUUAAGGGCUUUAACAAAGAGUUGGCUGAAGAAAAUAAUAGAAGUGAAGAUGACUGGGUUGAUGUAAAAAUUCCUGAUUCUCCUGUGUUGGAUAGGGGAAACCAUGGUUUGCAAACAAAAUCCUGUAGUAACUCAGCAAAAAGCAGUCAGGAUCUCUAUGAGGCUACCGCAGAGACCUCUGAUCUGAUUCUGAAAGACAAGAGAGCAAUGCAGAAAGCUCGUCUGGCAGUUCUCUUAUGUCUAUGUUUCUUCCGACUCUGAUGCAAUUAUCAAAGACAACUGCUCUGAGCCACAUAAAUGAGAAGUAUCCACCUGUUAGAAAGGAAAAGCUAUAUUUUCCAGAAGUUGAUGUGGGAAGAAGUCAUCUAUGUGACUCUGUAAUUCACACCCAGCCAGAAGGAAGAGCUAGCAAAACUGAUCAUCAAGAAGGGGAGCUUCGAAAGGUGAAUGAAGAAAGUGUGGGUCCAUCUCAAUCAGACAUGCUCUUGCAAGAUGCUUCUGUUGAUAGCAAUCCUACAACAACCUCCCCCGCUGCUAUAACAGAGAUCAACCAGAGUGAAACACCCUCACAAGCUACUAAAAUAAAGAGCAACGACAGUGAUGUGCCCUCAAAAGCUACGGCUGUGGAGAAAAAUCGUAGUGACUGUCUGGGUGUUAAUGUGGAAAGGGCCCUGGAGCAGCUUGUGUCUCGAAUGGACAAAAUGGAAGCAAUCUGUUUGGGCUUUCAAGAGAAAAUGCUAAUGCCCAUAAGCAGCAUUGAGGCUAGGCUCCAGCAAGUAGAGCAGCAGCUUGAAACACUGACCAUCAAAUUACAGAAUUCUGGAUUCCCAUCGUGCUCUAGAACUUAUGCUCCAGAUAGUUCCUGCACUCAGUCAGAUGCUAACUCAUGUGACAAUUGUCAUGGUAGUAGUGUCACUGGAGGAUUGAAACCAGACAAGAACGGUUCUCAUAUUGAAGGACUAUCUGUCUCCUCUAACGAUAGUUCUGAUUCAGCUAAUGCUACUCAAUUGCACCCUGGUCUCAUAGUCACAGCUCCUGAGUUUCUUGAUGCUGAGGAUGAAGAAGAAAAUAAAA
This is a messenger RNA of Neltuma alba, 1524 nucleotides long. RefSeq lists its product as uncharacterized. The coding region runs from base 37 to 711 and encodes 224 amino acids. The transcript has 4 exons. The record is from RefSeq and is a predicted model, not a curated record. NCBI's taxonomy places the organism in Eukaryota, Viridiplantae, Streptophyta, Magnoliopsida, Fabales, Fabaceae.